GAAGAAAGCACGCUCUGGUUUACGUGCAGCGCCAGAAGUGAACUUAGGCUAGCGAAUGCUGUCUUGUGAGCUUUCAUCAAUCCUGCGUUCAACUGAAACCGGUUAGCGUUGAACUCCUUUUGAUCUUGCAUUCAGCUGACUGUUGGGGUCGCACAACAUCACGACCUCCAUCGAGGUGCAGGCAUGGCAGAAAUGGAGGCCAUGGAGGUGAUUGAGGUGGCGGAGGUCACAGUGGUCACCACGCCUGCGAAAGAGGAGCCUCAGCAGGAAGAGGAGUACGUGCCUGUAUGUAUCGUGGAGGACGAGCAUGUGCUGCCACUGCCCGAAGAUGUGGCAUCUCCGCCUCAAGAGGUGCAGCCUGCAGUUUCCGCAGAGGCUCUACUAGUGAAAGAGGAAAAAGAAACCGAACCUCAAACGGAGGAUGAAGCUCCACGGGCUCCAUCACCGAUUGACGUAAAGCCAGACUCUCUGCUUGAUGGAAAUUCGCUCGCUAGAGGACCUACUACACCCACAGGGUCAAAGAGAAGUCGCGACGGAGGCGAAGAGAAGGAUGGUGAAAAGAAGUGGGCGGGCUGGCCCGGCGACAAUGUGUUUCGUCUUGUUGUGCCUGUACAGAAGGUAGGGGGCAUCAUUGGCCGCAAGGGGGAGUUCGUGAAGAGAAUGUGUGAAGAGACGCGCUCUAGAAUCAAGAUCCUGGAGGGUGUGCCUGGCACGGCCGAGCGAAUUGUCAUGGUUUCAGCAAGGGAAGAUCCUGAAGCUGCAAUAUCUCCCGCCAUGGAAGGGCUUCUACGUGUACAUCGGCGCGUCAUUGAAGGAGCUGAACCAGAGUCGGUGGAUGCGGAGAUUGCACCAGGGGGUGCGCCUGUAUCUUCUCGCCUUCUCGUAGCUGCCACUCAAGCUGGUAGUCUUAUUGGUCGCCAGGGUGCUACAAUUAAGUCUAUUCAAGAUACCUCGGGUGCAAAUGUUCGCGUUUUGCCUGCUGCAGAGGAGCUUCCAUUGUGUGCGCUAGCAGAUGAUCGAGUUGUGGAAGUUCAGGGUGACCCUCGUAACGUGCAGCGUGCAAUGGAACUUGUUGUUUCGCACCUUCGCAAGUUCUUGGUGGAUAGGAGUGUUCUUCCAUUGUUUGAGUUAAAUCGGGCAGUGGCAAAUCAGAAUAAUCAACAAAGUACAGGCUCCCAAUGGCAGCAGCCGAGCAGCACCCAGCAACAGCAGCCACCCAGCUACAGCAGUAAUGAUUCCACUUACUAUGGAGGUGCUGAUAUCUCGCAUCAUUCUCAAACACAACAGCAGUCGCAUGAUCUGGCCAACCAGCAUCACCACGGCGUCUCUAUGUAUGGCCGGGAUCCCACUUUAGGAGGCUCCAUUGCGCCUCCUCCUCCUGCCCCAGUUAUCACGCAGGUAACUCAACAUAUGCAGAUCCCUCUUUCAUAUGCGGAUGCUAUCAUUGGUAGCGCAGGUGCCAACAUCAGCUAUAUGCGUCGCACCAGUGGUGCUACAAUUACAAUCCAGGAAACUCGGAGUGUGCCUGGCGAGAUGACGGUUGAGAUUCACGGGAGCGCAUCUCAAGUGCAGACUGCUCAGCAAUUAAUCCAGAUGCAAUGUAAUCCUUUUCAACAGGACGAUCAUUAUCAGAAUUUCAUGACAGGCGCAUCCAGUGGACCCCCACCUUACACCAGCACCUACAGCAGCACAGUGGACACUAACUACAGUUCAUACCCAAGCCAACCUUCUAUGUACUCAACAACCCCAGCAACAGGUCCACCUGCAGCGUCAUAUGCGUCACAUUACAAUACCUCCUAUGGAUAUUAGUUUAUGUGUAAAUGGCCUGUCUGUAGUACAACUGUAGUCUAGAUUAUGGCCUUACCAAGGUUUGUGGCUCAUUUUUUAUCCUGAAGUUGAUGAAUUUGGUUAGUGUAGUUCAUCAACUGGGCCCGAAAUCCAUCCUUCCAAAUUUGGUUGUGUUGCCUUGUGUACUGCCAGGAUGUUUCUAUGCACAGUGUUAGGCUUUUUGGGAUAGAUAGCGUUUUGCAAUCUCCACAAAAACAUGAUGUGUGAAUUUGUUGACGUCGAUGAUGAAAGUAUGUCUUUUUCAUUGAA
This is a messenger RNA of Physcomitrium patens, 2097 nucleotides long. Its product is annotated as flowering locus K homology domain. Gene Ontology annotation, molecular function: RNA binding. Lineage: Eukaryota; Viridiplantae; Streptophyta; Bryopsida; Funariales; Funariaceae. The record is from RefSeq and is a predicted model, not a curated record.